This is a messenger RNA of Trichogramma pretiosum, 1737 nucleotides long. RefSeq lists its product as uncharacterized. The transcript has a single exon. Lineage: Eukaryota; Metazoa; Arthropoda; Insecta; Hymenoptera; Trichogrammatidae. Bases 1 to 1737 code for a protein of 578 amino acids. The record is from RefSeq and is a predicted model, not a curated record.
AUGACGCCGCUCCUCGUGCUGGUCACAGCGUGCAUUAUACCUGCCAUAGAGGAAGAUGCGGAAAUUUUGAGUGCGUCCCGAGGAAGGCACAGGAUCGCGGCCAUUAUGGACGACAUCAAGGCACACGCACCUACCAAGAAAGCUGCCGAGCUUAUUAAAAACAAGCUUGAAAAAACAUCAGCCGAGCUGGGCCUACUGCUCAAUGUAAGGAAGUGCGGCAUAUACGUGAGUCAGACCACCGACGACGAGGCCGAGGAAGAUAUCCCCUUCUUGUCCAUUGUAAGAGACGGUUACAAGUAUCUAGGCCUGCAGCAAACAGAGAGAGACACACCGGUAAACAUGGCAACGCUCACGCAAAUACUAGAGCAAAAGUUAGCGGAGAUACUAACAUCAAAGCUCUCGCCAAGCCAGAAAGUCACACUCAUCAACAACACUCUGAUACCGGCCGCCGUAUACGCGACGGGCAAUCUAUACCCUAAUGAAGCCAGAGCAACAACACUCAAGAAAUGCGCAGAUGUGGACAAGAAAAUACGCAAGGCGCUUAUAAAUCACAACCUGCUCGGAAAAACGUCCACAAGAGCGCUCGUCUACGUACCCACAUCACUCGGCGGCCUCGGCAUAAAAUCGCUUGUGACUGAGACAGAGGCACAAUAUGUAAGGAAAUACAUAUACCUCCAACAUCAUCCGGAUAUGAAGGAAACGGAAGCAGAAUAUAAAAGGCUGGUAGCUGCGGGCUGGCGAAACCCCAUCACCGACGCGUUGCAUGUCAUGCAGGCGUAUGAGCUGGAAAUACCAGCGAAAGAAGAGCCAGACGAGCCGCUCAACGCAUACUGCAGACGAGUAGUCGAAAAGCUCCGCCAGGCGCAGGUGAACAGGACACUGCAGAGCUGGACAACAUCGAGCCAUUAUGCCCGCCUUGUAACGAAAGCAGCGCCAAAAAUCCGCUUUCCUGCGCUUGCGGACUACCGUUCGGACAGCUGGAUGGCAACUGUGGCGCGCACGGCUGCAGAGGAGCAGAUGCAUGGGCUGGGUGCCAACCCGGCAAGGAGGAGAAAGUGCCGACUUGGGUGUAACGCUGACGAAACGGCUUAUCACGUGAUGUCAGCUUGCGUGACCCAGGAGUACACCACGCGGCACGAUGCCGCAGUCCGUCACGUCCUGCACAGGAUCCUUGCAGGCACACGAGCUCCGGAGCACAUAAGAUCACAACUGCGGUACGGCAAAGCAGCGCUCGUUGUGGAGUACGCAUGGGGCCAGAGGCAGAUAAAAAUCAGAGCCGGUACCAAGGUACAGACGGACCCAGAGCUCUACCAUAACCGACCGGAUAUUGUGGUCGUGGCAACGAACCCGGACACCGUGUAUGUAUUCGAAAUCGCUGUGUCGCACCUACAAAACAUCCACCGCCAAGAAAAAAUUAAGCAGACGAGAUAUGGCAAAAACUCCACCCUGCACGUGACGGAGAAAAACUACGACACAGUCCCGCGAGACUACAACCUUGUGGAGGCCUUGGCGCGGAUGUACAAGGCUCCAGUGAAGCUCUCCCUCAUGGUUUUCGGUGCGCUGGGCGAGAUACUGGAGACCCCGGGCCUCGCCAGUGCGUACCGGCAUCUUCAACCGCUUGGCGCAACCAGAGACGACCUGAGGGACCUGGAGAACCGGUGCUGUCGCAGCAUAUGUGUGGCAACUGCCAAAAUAAUUAUGAGAAGACUGACCAUGAGACCGCGCGACUCUGAGUAG